GUGCAGAAAAAGCAUAAACAUCACCUCUGUGUAUUUAAUUUAUUUUUAAUAAUUUAAAGCCUCUAUUUGGUUAAAAAUCUAUUGGUUUUUAAUGACAAAGUAAUAUAUCUCACCUACCAGCAGUUCUUCAUUAUUUCCAUUCAAUAAAAGUAAAGCAAAACUCAGUCACUUCUUUCAAAAACACAUAACCUCAAACUGUAACAAUGGAGUCUAUUAAACAAUCAAUGUCAGAGAUGGCUGAAGACUUUAAGAAACAGAUGGCAGCCUUCCAGAGCGAAAUUGAUAAGGCAGCUCCUUCUAGUCCCACCGUGGCUUCAGUGUCAGCCGACUUCAGCGCUUUCAGAAGGUUCAUUCUGGGUUCGCUAGAUGCUUUGCAGAAGCAAGUAAAUUUCCUUGGACAGCAACUGGAUCAGCAAGAGAUGCGUUCACGGCGGAAAAUGUUGCUGUUGCAUGGCGUGCCUGAGUCUGAGGGUGAUUCUCCGGCAAGUGCUGUGGAGCUUCUGAAUAGGCAUCUCGAGAGCAAGCUAUCGGUGGAUGAUGUGAGGCGCUGUCAUCGAGUUGGUAGGCCACACAAUAACAGAUCGAGAUGCAUCCUAAUGAAAUUCACCGAUGUUUCUGUGCGGAAUUCUGUCUGGUUCGGUAAGAAGUGCCUCAAGGGGACCGGUGUCACAGUGUCCGAGUUCCUCACGGCGCCGCGUCAUGCUGUCUUUAUGGCUGCCCGUGAGCGCCUAGGAAUACGGAGUUGUUGGACCCGCGACGGCAACGUGUUCGUCCUUGAUGCCGCGGGUAAGCGAUGCUGCGUUACCACUGUGGCGGAUGUGGAGCAGUUCCCGGCGGCGACAUCGGACCGCGCCGAGGUGGCUCCUACUGCUGCCAUCGGAGCAGUCCAACCACCCGCAGCGAGGGCCAAGAGGAAUCCAAGAUCGCGCGUUUAG
Cydia strobilella is the source of this 935-nucleotide messenger RNA. RefSeq lists its product as uncharacterized. The coding region runs from base 204 to 935 and encodes 243 amino acids. The transcript has a single exon. Lineage: Eukaryota; Metazoa; Arthropoda; Insecta; Lepidoptera; Tortricidae. The record is from RefSeq and is a predicted model, not a curated record.